AUGACAGCAUCAUGGCUGUCCAUUGUAAUUUUUAUAAAAAUAUUAUUUAUUCAAAUUUAUAGUCAAGAUACAUUUGAUUGUACAGGUUAUGAAGAUGAUUCAUUUCAUCCUAUAUAUAAUACAAAUGAUUGUCGAUAUUAUUGGCAUUGCAUAUAUGUUGGUACAAAAUAUAUGCGAGCUGUAAAACGUGCUUGUCCAGCUGGAACGGAAUUUGAUGUACGAUUAAAAGAAUGUGAAAUAUCAAGUUUAGUGAAAUGUGUUUCAAUCACAUCAUUUGGUAUAUCCAGAAUAAGUAUGAGUACAAAAAAAUAUACGAAAUUAUUUUCACAAACACAAUCGAUACUAGCAAAAACAUAUUCAUUAAUAAAUCCAGAUAAAUCUAUUCAUAUGAAUAUCAUAACACAACCAUUCAAAGUAUUACCUAUGACUUCAUCUCAAUUAACACCUAUUUUUUCAUUUGAACAACUUAUUAAAAAAUUAAAUGCUAUACCCUUAUAUUCAACACAUAAAUCUAUAAUAUAUACUAUUAAACCUAAAAUUUAUAAUAUAAUAAAUCAAACUAUCACUUCACAAGCAACAUCAAUUUCUACAACAACUAAAAUAUCAUCAACAAUGAUAACAAAACAUAUUUUUUUAACAUCAAAAAAAAAUCGAAAAUCUAUUCAUCAUCAUCAUCAUCAUCAUCGUGAUAAAUUAAUAUUAAAUAUUUUAACAAGUAAUGAACAUAAAAUUCGACAAUUUUCAAUAAAUCAAAGACAUGGUAUACUUAUUCAAUGUAAUGAAAUUCGACGUCAUCAAUUACGUGAUUUAAUUUUUCGAACAACAAAAAAAUAUUCUCGAAAAUUUUUAAAUUCUUCAUCAAAAAUCUUUCAUUAUGACAUAUUGUCUUUAAAAAUAUUUAUAAUUUCUUUCUUAUUUUUACAAAAAAUAAGUGAUUAA
Rotaria sp. Silwood1 is the source of this 939-nucleotide messenger RNA. NCBI's taxonomy places the organism in Eukaryota, Metazoa, Rotifera, Eurotatoria, Philodinida, Philodinidae. The record is from the annotation of a GenBank genome assembly.